Nomascus leucogenys (northern white-cheeked gibbon) is the source of this 4393-nucleotide messenger RNA. RefSeq names its product apoptosis enhancing nuclease (gene AEN). Gene Ontology annotation, cellular component: nucleus. Gene Ontology annotation, molecular function: nucleic acid binding; exonuclease activity. The transcript has 8 exons. Lineage: Eukaryota; Metazoa; Chordata; Mammalia; Primates; Hylobatidae. The coding region runs from base 1275 to 2417 and encodes 380 amino acids. The record is from RefSeq and is a predicted model, not a curated record.
CCAGCCGCCAGGCUUGGCACCCGCCAAAUGUGCCUUGCCGAAAUGAAGAGGAAGGAAGGCGACUUCGGAGCCCAGCAGAUCUGAGCGCCAGGAGUCGGGGGACUCUGCCGGCCAGCACCCAGAGAGCCCAGAGCAGCAGGAAAAAAUGUGAAAAGUACCAGGAGACCACUGGGUAAUCGCCCCAGUGCAAAGGGCCUUUCUUCCUACCCACCGCAAUUGCAGCAAAUAACUCCAGGGAGGGGAAUCAGAGGCGCCGGGGAUUGCGCCCUGGGGGAGCCCUAUCUGCUGAAAGAGAGCGUCUAAUGCCGUAACUUCCCAGUGUAGCCUUUCCGCUCGGCGGACCAAGCGCCUCUCCUUCGCUUGGAGUCGGCUCAGAAUCAGGCUGCUAAAGGUCCCUGGAGCCCCUCCCCGAGAGAAUCCGAGCCUCCAGCUUCAGCACCAGAGGCUGGACAGUGUCCCGGCCCUAGGGUGCCCAUGGUCGGUGCCUGCGCACGGCUCGGCCUCCCAGCCCACGCCACUUGCGCUCGCGGCCCCUCAGACCCCAUGCGGAGGAGGUCAGGAGGUGACACAGGUUCGCGGAAGAAAGCGGGACUCAUCUUCCUCAUUUCUCCAGGGAUUUAGGUGUGGAAUUCUAGAAGAGCAUUCUCUCUCGCCCUGGCCAAGACCAGUGGAAAAACUUGGCGCCAAAUGCAGGCAAUGGUGCGAGGAGCAGAGGCACGAUUGCAGGCGGUGAGCAAAGGGGCAAGCGGGACAGAGGAUCUACUGCGAGCCCCGGGCUCUGGUGUUCCGUGAAAAAUCGCCACAUUUCAAUCCUGCGCUCCCGCGCGCUCCCUCUCGCUCUCUCCCCCUUCCUUUUUCCCUUCCUUCCUUCCUCCCCGCGCUCUCUGUAUGCCUUAAUAGGAGUGAGUGGAAGGGAAAGAGUGAGGUGGAGGGAGAAGAUAAUGAAACCGAGGAGCCCAAAGUGACCUUUGUAUGAGGAGCAAAGAUGAUUGUUUGGCCAAGAAGGGGAAAGACCGCGGAGGGAGAGACGCUAUCACAAAAGGGCUAACGGAGGUGGAGAAGGAAGAGAACGGACCUGACUUGGGCACUAGCAUGGUUACCAGGCAACCAGUCGCAGCACCUGCCUCCUGUUGCCUUGGUUACGAGCUGCGCUUUCGGCCUGAAUUUUCAGCGACAAAUAGAAAAGCUGAAUGGAUGGAGACAAUGACUCUCUAAUUCAGUGUAAGAGCUGACUCAUCGCUUCCCAGGAAGACUUGCUGCAGUCCUACUCAGGGAUGCUGGCAUUGGUCGCCACUUCCCUAAAAAGAGGGGAAGUCAAAGUUCUUUCCCUUUCAGGACAGAAACUCUCUGAUAACAGCCUGGAAGAAGCCUUAAUGCUGCUGCCCCAUUGGAAGAUUACUCCCCAGGCUUCCCUUGCCCCAAGCAGUGAGCUGACUGGAAUGGUACCCCGGGAGGCCCCUGAGUCUGCUCAGUGCCUGUGCCCUUCCCUCGCCAUCCCAAAUGCCAAGGAUGUGCUUCGGAAGAGGCACAAGAGAAGGAGCCGACAGCACCAGCGGUUCAUGGCCCGGAAGGCCUUGCUGCAGGAGCAGGGGCUGCUGAGCAUGCCUCCAGAACCAGGGUCCUCCCCACUGCCCACCCCUUUCGGGGCAGCGACAGCAACUGAAGCUGCCAGCAGUGGGAAGCAGUGUCUGAGGGCUGGAUCUGGCGGUGUCCCAUGCAGCAGAAGGCCUGCUCCCGGGAAAGCCUCAGGGCCCUUGCCCAGCAAGUGUGUGGCUAUCGACUGUGAGAUGGUGGGCACGGGACCCCGAGGGCGGGUGAGCGAGCUGGCCCGCUGUUCCAUUGUGAGCUACCAUGGCGAUGUCCUCUAUGACAAGUACAUCAGGCCUGAGAUGCCCAUCGUUGACUACCGUACUCGCUGGAGCGGCAUCACUCGGCAGCACAUGCGCAAGGCUAUCCCCUUCCAGGUGGCCCAGAAAGAGAUCCUUAAGCUCCUGAAGGGCAAGGUGGUGGUGGGGCACGCGCUGCACAACGACUUCCAGGCGCUCAAGUAUGUCCACCCUCGGAGCCAGACCCGGGAUACCACCUAUGUCCCAAAUUUCCUCAGCGAGCCCGGCCUCCACACCCGGACCCGGGUUUCUCUAAAGGACCUGGCCCUGCAGCUGCUGCACAAGAAGAUCCAGGUGGGCCAGCACGGGCACUCAUCAGUAGAAGAUGCCACGACAGCCAUGGAGCUCUACCGGCUGGUGGAGGUGCAGUGGGAACAGCAGGAGGCCCGCAGCCUCUGGACCUGCCCCGAGGACAGAGAACCUGACAGCAGCACAGACAUGGAACAGUACAUGGAGGACCAGUACUGGCCGGAUGACCUAGCCCACGGCAGCAGAGGAGGAGCCAGGGAGGCACAGGACAGAAGGAAUUGAGAAGGGGGCGGGGCUCCCUGGCUGGGCUUCCGGUGUGGCCGGUGGAAGUGGGGGCCAGGAGAGCAGCGGGCACUCCUUCCUGGGCAGGGUGGGGCAGGAUGCAGCGAGCCAGCCCCAGGGCCAGAGGAGUUGGGGUCAUCUGUUACCUUGACACCCUCUGCUCACAGCAUAGCCCUCUGUCUCUCCAGGGCUAUUGGUUCUUUCUCCUGACUCCUGUGGUUUUGCUAAUGGCACUUUACAGACUCCAUGGAGAUGUCAGGUGGACCAUCUUCUAGGGCCCAGCAGGAGUAGGGAGUGUGCCAACAGACUGCCCAGGUUGUCGUGGCCUUCCGCACCCCCCAGAUCUCCUGAGUCAUCAUGCUGUGCUAAUGAAAGGGAUCAUAUCACCGUCUCUGGGGAUGGUGGGUGGAGGUGUCAAUAUCCUGGAGCUCCCUUACCCCAACUCAAUGACUUGGGGUAAAGUCUCUUCCUUUUGUUGCCUACCUCUUCCUCCACUCAUUUGGGUUCAGAAUAAAUAUGCCCUGAAGUUAAAGAGUUAAAUCCUAAAGGAGGCAUUCCUUCCCCACCUCCCUGGCCUGGAACUCUGGCUACAGCCAUUGUAGGAACUCCGUGCUCCCUCUGGCCUGUCAGCUCCCUGCUAGGCUACAGUGGAAUAGCAGAGCCCACAGGCUUCUCGUGGGGAGCUGGCUCCUUAACAUGCUUGCAACAGAAAGCCCCAGGCACACCUUAGGGAGGAGGGAAGGCAGGUAAGCUUUGGACGAGAACUGGCAUAUUUAUUUUGACCCAAAUCAGGGAUUUCCCCAGUCCACCCAGUACUGGGCUCUUAAGCAAAAGUCUGAGAAACAAGACAGUGGUUUGAAUUCUGGGGCCUUUGUGUAGAAUUGUGCCUGAACUUUAUUUAUUUAUUAAGAGCAGGGCCACUUGUCUGGGGAGUGGAGUCUGCGUGUCUCCUGGGGCUGGGGCAGGGCAUUGGCAGUUAUGCAGUGGCCCUGAACCUGGUCUGGUGCCCCCUCAGCUCUUUGACAAACACUGUGGCUGUUGGGUUUUCUCCUGUUUCUAAAAAUAUUCUCUUCUUUCCUAAGUGACAGUUUUGAAGUAUUGGGUAACCAAGAGCUCAGGUCACACAGACCUUGGAGCCCCAUCUUUGCUUGCAGCUUAGCUUUGAGAUACUAGGCAAGCAAGGGACUUCACUCUUGAGCCUGUUGUUUCCUCAUCUGUAAAAUGGGGAUAGUGGUACGGCCUACCUCAUAGGGUUGUAAUGAGCACUAAAUGUGAAGUGUUUGGCACAGUGCAUGGCACAUGGUGAGCCACAGCUACUGUGAGUUUCUGUUUAUCCCUUUUUUUUUUUUUUUAAGCCCAAAAAGGGGCCACAACGUGUUUAUUCUUUGAGGAUUUGUUGCAACUUCUUCAGGAUAACACCUGAGUCCACAGGCUGAGCAGCUGUGGCCCAGACAGAACUGCUCUGGCUUGGCUGUUCCAGCAGGUGGGGCGCUGGCCUCGGUGAGGGCACAGCAGCAAGGUUCACGGAUAUCCGUGUGUCUUGUCUGUGGCCACCAGGCACAGGUUUGGCUUCCGGUCAGUGUCCUGACACUGCGGGAGGUGACAACAGAGCAAAGCAGCACAGGGGUCAGGGAGGUAGAGACACUGCUGAAAUCACACUACCCCACCCUCAGCUGAAGCCCCACGUUCCACAAACUUGGGGUCAUAGAUUGUCCAGUCACUGGCUCCCUCCCUGUCAGCACAGCACAGAGGAAGGGGCUAACUGAAUCUUUUACCACUUCUGGCCUGGCUCCAGAACUUUGUUCUAGAUUCCUUAAAAGUCGGUAGCUGAUGUCAAACUCAGUUGAGCAGUAGCUUUGAUCCCUUGGUCUGGGGUUGAAGGAAGAUGGUGCUGUUAUCAGCGGGGAAAUGUACUAUUUAUGAUCAGCUUUGUUGUAAAACCAUUUGUUCUAGAAUAAAACUCAAUUGGAAAAGUG